Cyclocybe aegerita is the source of this 951-nucleotide messenger RNA. NCBI's taxonomy places the organism in Eukaryota, Fungi, Basidiomycota, Agaricomycetes, Agaricales, Hemipholiotaceae. The record is from the annotation of a GenBank genome assembly.
AUGGCGAACAGCAAGAAAGGCGCGGCGAAGGUCCAAAAACUGCCGCAAAAUAAGUCUAUUGGAAAGCCUCAGGUUGCUCCUGGGUCUGCUUACAAGGGGUUAAGCGCAGCACAGGUCGCUGAGGCGCUGCCAAUGACCUCGUACAUCUCCGUCGUUGCCGUGCACUCCACCCUCUGGAUAUUUACGACCCUUUAUCUCCCCCGAACGACGUUCUUGAGUGAGCUAACAACGCCGGAGUGGGACUCUGUGCAGCUGUCGUCGAAAGAUCGACCACAGCACCCAUUCAUGGUGGCGUUAACGAUGAACCCGACGGUGACUCUCGCAUGCAUCUGCGCUGGUGCGGUCGUGCUGCAAGGCUGGUGGGCGGGGUGGAUGCGGAAUUGGUGGCUGGAGCUGGGCAUUCGGGCAUCGGGGGACGAAAGGAGGACCGAGAAGGCGUUCCAUGACUGUCAGAAAUUGACUAUGGUCCGGAAUGCGUGGCUAGCGACCUUCACGGCGUCUUUCAUGAUACACGUUGCUCUAGUGCUUUUCGGGGCACCUAUCGCAAGCCAUGUCUUGAAGACGUAUCUGCUUGCCUUACUCGUGUCGAUAAUGACUGUGUAUACGCCUGCCUAUGUUAUCGGCGCCCCGACAUUGGGCAACAAGUCAUUGUCCGUCGUCAAGCGGUGGACAUGGGUUCGGCUGUUCGCCGAGUUUUCGGCAAGGAAUCCCGUUGAACGUGCUCUGGUUUACCCUGUCUGUGGAACACUGUUUGGCUGUUGGUUGGGUGUGAUUCCAAUCGCCCUUGACUGGGACCGCCCGUGGCAGGCUUGGCCAUUGACACCUGCCUUUGGUGCCAUUGCAGGGUACAUCGUGUCGUCGAUGCUGGCCCUCACCAUCCAUACCGUGGUACAGCUGGCAGAGGAAAAUAUUCAGGCUCAACUCGAAGUAAAAGACUCGAAAAUGUCUUAA